CGUUGAUAGCGCUCGCAACGAACCGAAGGAACCGCCGAAUCGAAUCCCCUGGCUAUAACUAACCCAAUAAAUUAAAUCCGAACGCGAGUGACUCAAUCUAAUAGUUCCACUUUCGAGCAGAGUUCAAAAUGCAAAACACGCGACACAAGCAGGGGAAAUAAGCCAAAAUACGAGAAAAACUAAACGACAGAGAUUAUAAAACGCCCACGUAAAACACACCAAGCUACAAGCACUCAAUCCUCGAAAGUUAGUCAAAAGAAAAAAAAGUAGAGAAGAGCAGAUAGUAAGAAAAGCAACCAUGGAACGCCGCCAAGCCCUAGACUCAUCGAUGUCUUCGCUCUACUCGGUCGCCUCCUCCUCGAAUCCCAAUCCCCGCCAGCCGCACACCGGCCACCAACUUCAGACGCAGCAGUCCCAGCAAUCUCAGCAGUCCCAGCUAGACGCCUUCAAUUAUUCAGCAACAAUGUCAUCAUCGUCGCCGACUCCAAGUCAGGCCAUGUCCACAGCCAUGUCCACGGGCACGGGCACCACCCACACCACACCGCCAUCCUCCUCCUCCCUGAGAGCCACCACCAUUGGCACCGUUGUCGUCCGAUGCGGACCCAUCCAGCUGGUGAUAGCGCUCCUACAAAGUCCGGAAAAGAUCUACAUCAAAGUGGUGGAAUUGGAGCCAAAGAUCACAGCGCUUGGGGAGAAUCUGGACGAAUCUCUGCGCAUGCAAAGGGAGCAUGAUGAAACUCUUCGCAACCUACAGAGUCUGCCAGGACCAAUGGAUGAGUUCGUCCAGAAGGCGGACAAACUGUUGGCUAGCAAGCGCAUCAGUUCGGAACUGGUCAAUGCCAUGGCCGAUACGCUCAACAUCAUUUGGCAGGACAUACUGAAUCUUCUGCAGGAUCGUCAGCACCUUCUGAUACUGUGCACACAGUUCCACGAUAAGAUGACGCAGUGCUUCAGGAAGAUGGACCAACUGGAACUGGCCUGCGAGGAGACACUCCAUCCACCGGAUGUGCCGCGUGUCCAGGAAUUCCUGAACAGAUUCAAGCAGCUGAGGAUAGACAUGCUCACCGGUGUGAUGGCAGCCCUGAAAGAUGGCAAUGAGCUGCUGGCGCAACUGGAGGAGUUGGAAAAGCUGGAGACUCUCGAUACAAGACCGGAGCACAUUAAACGAGACGCAACGAGGGCAGUUCACCAAGUUCAGCAGUGGCUAGAGGCUCUGCACGACCGGAGAAACGCCCUAGAACUCGCCUGGCAGACGAGGAAAAUCCAAAUGGAGCAGUGUCUCGCAUUGGCAUUGUUGGGUAGGGAAUUAGUCGACCUGGAGGCAGCUCUCCAGCAAGCCAGAAUGGAGCUGAAUACCAUGUACAGCCUGGGCGAGUGCGAGCACACGGCCAAUGAAAUGCUCACCAAAUACAGGGAGUGGAAACAGCAGGCCCUACUCCUCCGGGAUCGUGCUCUUAAGAUCACGCGAGCCAAGGAGAAGGUCCAGUCCGCUGGUCACUUCACCGAAGAAGACGCAUGUGCUAGGGCUUAUGCGGUCUUAAGUGGCUGCACAGAGCACUUGGAUCUGGUGGAUCAGCGAGAACACUGGCUGCAUCAAUCCCGAGAGUUUUUCGCCAAGGCUGAGCACACUGUGAGUGUUCUGGAGAAACUAGAACUGGAGCUGACCAGCGUGAAACUGCCUCCUCAUUCGCCGGAGAGCUAUGCCAUGUACUCCAAAGUGGAUCGCGAUGUUCGCAACUUUACCGAGGAACCUUUGCGCUUGGGUUAUGGCAUUCUCGACGAAGUGGGACGCACUCAGCCGGAGACUCAAGGUGUGAAGAGAGUCCUUGACGAGUUGGAGAACAGGAAGAUUUACAUCCAGGGAAUCUGUGCCAACAGCAGCGAGGAUCAGCAGAAGGUUCAGCGAGCAUUGAGCGAAUUCCUGAGCCACCACAAUGAGCUUUUGGCCUGGCUGAGAGCCUCCGGCCAACUCCAAUUGCAGCAAAGCGUGGAUAUGGGCUCAAAUCUCCAACAGGCCAAGCAGUUCCUUCUCCAGCACCAUGAACUCAUGCAGGAUCUCGAGAUAAAAGGCGAACUGAUCAACCUGCUGCUCGAAUCCAUCAAGGUCCAUCUGGAAUCCUUGAGUCCGCAAGAGCGCUACGAUGUGGACUCCAAGGCGGAAUCCCUGCACAAGCAUUGGAUCGAACUUAAGGACCUGGUUCUUAAGCGCGUGGACUACGUGUCCUUGCUGAUAGACUUCUUUGAGCUGGCCAACGAGCUCUCCAGCCAGCUGGACAACUUGCAGCGCCAACUGCAGCAAACUCCAGACGAGCACAAGCUGCAAUUCCUCCAGGCCACUUGGACGGGCAUCGCAUCCACCUUCGGAGAGAUGAAGUCCCGCGGACAGCGAUUCAUCAACCUAAAAAUUGUGGAUCCAUAUCUCGAGACCAAAUCCUCGGCACAGGCGGUGCAAGAGACGCUGAACGACUUCAGUAAGCGGCAGGUCGACGUGACGAGCAGUUUGGAGAAUUGGACAACGAACAUUGCGGAGAAGCGAGAAGUCGAAUAUCUACUCGAUAAAGUCAUGAGCGACAACGAGGAGACCGUGGCCAAGAGCACCCAGGUGGACACGCAGUUGUACCCCGUAUUCACUUCCCAGAGCGUGGACUCCAAGCAGCUGUUGAUCAGCACCCGCGAGAAGCUGACUAACGUGACCCAGGACAUCGAACGGGCCCAGGAUGAGAUACAGCAGCGCAUCCAGACGACGCUGGGCAUUCAGACCAAGGAUCAGCCAUCGCUGGCCAAGAUCGAGCAGGUGAUCAACAACCUGCGCAUGCUGAAGGCCAAGUUGGACGGCAUCAAGUACGAUUAUCGCACUUUGGUGGAGAGUGUGGUUCAGUUUCUGGAGAACAUAGUGCAGCUGCGUCGCGAAAUCGACGACUACUUCGCCAGGCAGCAGAAAGAACCCGCAUCCGGCGCUGAUCGCAGCAUUGCGGAGCACGAGAAAUUCCGCGAUCAGUGCAUGGAUAAAUUUAGAUCGCUAAUCACACAAUCCGAGCUGCUGAUCGAUCGAGUGCGCGUACUGGAACCGCCGGGUGCCCGGGAAAUCGACACCGACCGCAUACUGAAGCUGCUCGAGAACCUGCGCCUUCACUUCGAGUCCAACAGCAGUGCACGCAUGUCCACCCUAGAGCGUCUGGAGAAGAUCGAGCAGUUCCGCUCCGAUCUCGAGGACAUCGAUCGAAGCCUGGACAGCGUUAGCCAGCAGCUGCACGAGAUCAACAACCAGAGCGUCGACAGUCUGGCGGCGGCCAAAACCACGUCGCUGGCGUUUGAGUAUUUUGAACGGACCAUAGAGUGUUCAAUGCCCAGGCAAUUGAAAUCAACGCGCCAUCAGCGACGCUGGGGCCAAACAGCCCACACGAUUGAGCUGCUCGAGAAGCGGAUCGAGAAGUUUACGGAGUCCACGAGCCAACAGCUUUUUAUUACCAAUCCCGAGAGCGAGCGGUACGUCAAGGACGAACUGCGCAAACUCAACGACAAAUGGCAGAGCUUCAAGGAUCAAGUGAAGCAGAAACGAAAGAGCCUCAACCAGGCGACCGACUUCUUCGAAGUGGUCGAGAAGAUCGACGCGGAGUACCGUGAGAUUAGCUACUUUUACACCAGCGUGUCCAACAAGGUUCCAUAUCUGCGCGAUUCCGUGGAAGCGGGAAAUUUGGUCAAUGAUAUCGAAAACUAUGUGACCAGCCGGGAGGCUGCUCUGCGCUCCAAGUUGGAUAGUGCCUCGCAAUGUGCCCACGAUAUGAACAAGGUGUCGUCGCUGUACAACGAUGUAAUGAACAUCUUCCAGUCCUUCAUCAAGCUUAAGAUGGACAUUAAUGUGGUGCAAGAGAGGCUGAAGCACGAGCAGCGCCAAAAGGAGCAAAGGGAACGGGAUGCUCGCGACCAAGCCGAACGGGAGAAGGCUAUAAAGGAAGCGGAGGCCAAGGAAAGACUGCACAGAGAAGAGCAAUCCCGCCUGGAGAGCCAGCGCCAGCAGGCGGCCAUUGAGCAAGCUCAGAGGGAAUUGGCAGCCAGAGAAUUGGCUCUGAGGGAGCAAGCUGUCCGGGAGGAGGAGUCUAGACUGCAGGCCAUUCGGGAGCAGGCCAGUCGAGAACAAUUGGCCAGGGAACAGGCAGCCAGGGAGGAGGAGUUACGCAUCCAAUCGCUUAGGGAGAUUGCCCGCAGGGAAGAGGAAGUGCGCCUCCAAAAUAUCAGGGAUGAGGAAACCCGCAUUCGCCGCGAGGAGGAGGAGCGCAUUCGUAGAGAAAACGAGUCACGAUCGAAGCGCGAAGAGGAAGCCCGCAUCCAGCGUGAGGAGAUCACCAGACUCCAGACCCUACGCGAUCAGGUGGACCAGCAGCGAAUUGUAACCGAAAACAUCCGCAAGGACAUUCAGGUUAACUCCAUUUUCACGGAGCUGCGCUAUGCCUCUCCGCUUUUCACCCGUCCUCUGAAAGAUGCAGUUACCCGCGAGGGAGACCGAUUCGUCUUCGAAUGCGAGGUCACGGGAACUCCGGAACCCGCCGUGGAAUGGUUCAAGGAUGGCAUCAGUAUCCAAACUAAUUCCGAUUAUAAGACCACCUUCGAUAAGGGAAUCUGCAGAUUGGUAAUCGAGGAAACCUUUGCCGCAGACUCAGCUCGUUUCAGUUGCCGAGCCUCGAAUCUGGUGGGUACUUGCGAUACUAAUGCCACUUUAUCCGUCCGGGAAAAUGCAGCCGAAGUGCAGUUGGUUCCACCACGGAUCCUUCGGUUCUUGCAGAGUGGCAAGGCCACCGAGGGAAGCUCCUUUCAGUUUGCUUGCGUGGUGGCUGGAGUUCCCUUGCCCACUGUUCAGUGGUUCAAAAAUGACAAGUGCAUCGACGAUUCUCCGGAUUACGUGAUCAGCUACAACAAUGGUGAGGCCACUCUGAAGUUCGAGGAGGUCUUUUUGGAGGAUGAUGCGGUGUACACCUGCAGUGCCUCCAAUCCGGCAGGCAUUGAACAUUGCUCGGCUUCUCUGAUUGUGGAACCUCUGGAACCCACAGAGCUACCCAGUUUCAAGGUUCCCCUUUCAAAUGCCAUGGCGCGUGUGGGUCAGAAAAUCAAGCUGGAGGCCAUCGUGGGCGGAAUUCCCAGGCCAGAAGUCUACUGGCUGCACAAUGGCAAACCCUUCCAGCCGCGCGAUUCCAAGUACGAAUACGGCCGCGUAACGCUGAUAAUCCCGCAGGCUUAUCCCAACGACGCCGGAUCCUACGUCCUGAGCGCCAAGAACCUGGCUGGCGAAGCCUAUACCAGUUGCAACGUGAUAGUAAAGGGUCGACUGCCCAACGAGACCUCCGAUUCCGAGAUGGCCAGCGAUAUAGAACCGAUCAAACCCGCCGUGCACUUGCCCCUGAAGGAUGUCUCCAUAUUCGAGGGUAAGCCCGUGAGGCUGGACUGCGUGAUUGUGGGUCAACCCGAGCCCGAGGUCAUCUGGUACCACAAUGAGCGACCUGUUAAGGAGUCCGCCGACGUUCAGUUGCUUUUCCAAGGGGACAGAUGCUCCCUAAUCAUCCAAGAGGUGUACCAAGAGGAUGCAGGGCACUACAAGGUGGUGGCCAUUAAUUCGGCUGGAGAAGCUUCCAGUAGUUGUGAACUCAAGGUUACUCCUCUGAAUCAAGCGGAACCUGCCACUCGGGCGCAGGCGGAGAGGCAAUCCUUACCGAAAGACUCGCAGCCAAAGUUCGAGAGACUUCUAUCCGAUGUCUUGGCAGAUGAAGGCGAGCAAGUGGUCCUCGAGGUGCAGGCCAGUGGCGACCAACCCUUGACGGCCCAGUGGUUCCUGACCAACAAGGAGCUCCACCUGGAUCAUCGGAUUACCACACAAUCCGACUCCGAACUGGGAAUCUUUAAACUUAUCCUGAACAACGUGAGUGGCGAUGACAAGGGUGUGUAUACUGUAAAGGUGACCAAUCCUGCGGGAGAUGCCAAAUGCUUUUCGCAUCUCAUAGUGAAGUCCGUGAAUGCUCCCGAAAACCGUAGAAGUAGCCAAUCGUCGGUUGAAAUCAUAGACCGUCACCAGUGUCCCGAAUUCAAAGAACUGUUUAGUGACAAACAAGGUGAAAUCGAUGAGGUGAUCAAGUUCGAGUGCAUUGUCAAGGGCAAGCCCACACCAAAGGUCCACUGGUUUUUUAACGACCAACCCGUUCAUGGUCAUAAUUUCCUCGUGUCUACAAGUGGAGAACGUCAAGUGCUGACCAUUCAGAAGUUAACCCACGAUGCCGUGGGCAAGAUCAGUUGUGUGGCUGAGAAUGAGGCGGGCAAGGCCACCUGUGUGGCCUUUUUGAAUAUCCGAGGAAGUGGUUUGCCCGCCUCCAGUGAUGUUCAGACUGUGAGCCAGGAGCACAACACCGAAUCCUCGAGGGUCACGAUCAAAAAGCAGACCUUUACCACCACUUCCACCUCGCAGGUCAAUUCCUAUGAGGGAAAUGCUCCUCAAACCGAGGUUCAUCACUCCUCCGCUCACAUCGAUCAAUCCCUGAAGCAACUUGGACAACAGCGGCCGGAGAUUGUGGAGAGCCAUCACUACCAGGAGUUGCAUAAGAGCAAGGAGAUGAGCAGCCCCAGUGUGCAGCAAAAGUCCUUUAGCUUUAUCCAAUCCAGUGGAGCCAACGGACAAUCCGCAGUAGCAAUACCAGACUCGCCCACUCGCCUCAGAAGAGAAAUAGCUCCCAGAUUCACCACUCCCCUUAGUGGAAAAAUCGUGGAUCAGGGCGCCGAUGUCAGCAUGGAGGCCAUUUACGAUGGCUUUCCGUCGCCCGAGAUCAAGGUGGAAAAGAAUGGAGGGCAGCUGUUCGAGGAUGCCCACACUAGGAUCUCCAACAAGUGCAAUCGCGUGACCAUCGAACUCAAACAAGUGGGCGUGGCCGAUGCGGGACGAUACGCGGUGACAGCCUCCAAUACUGUGGGUCAAUCCACCAGCACAGCGGACUUGGUCGUUAAAAAGACCAUAUUCCCGCCUGUUUUUGGCCGACGUCUGCAGGCUCAAGUUAGCAAGAAGGGCGAGAAACUGACCAUGGAGGUGGAGGUCACCGGGUUGCCGGAACCGACGGUCACCUGGCUGAAGGACGAUAAGCCGCUAAAGGAUGCUGGAAUUUCCGAGCACCGCUUGCUCGCCCAGGGCAACUCCUACAGGCUGAUCAUCGAAAAGGCGCAAACGACGGACUCCGGAAAAUACAUGGUGCGUGCCACAAAUGCGGGAGGUGAGGCCAAGAGCAUUGCCGACUGUGCCAUCCUCGAGCCUUCGCCGGAACGCUUGCAGGAGGUGGUCAAGACGAUUGUCUAUGAGACGGGUCCUGUGGCUCCGGCCAGCGAAUUCAAAACUGAAGUGCCGAAUCAAAGUCAGAACAGCGAAAACCAACAGUCGUACCAGAGCAGUCAGACCGAAGUGACUAGUGCCAAUGAUCUCCACGGUCUGUCCGAGUCGAAAGUGAUCACUGAGCAUCGUUGCACUACCGAGGCAACCAUGCGUCUAGAGCACAAAUCGAACUACCUGGAUCUGCCCGAGUUGACCGCGCGACCCAAGACACCAACCACAAACGAUACUAUCACCAUCACCACAAACACUGCCACCGCCAGCAUGGAUCAGCCAGAUCUGACACAGCCCACCAUCACCACCACCACCACCAACAAAGCCCCACCGCCAGUACCACCCAAACCCUGUACGCCCGUGGUGGCCACCACCUAUGGCCAACAGCAGCAACCACCACAGACGCUGACCAGCACCAGAUACGAGCAGAGCGAGCACAAGUCAACCACAUCGUCCUCCUCGUUCGACUACUUCAAGAAGAUCGAUGAAGAGACCAUCAUCCAGCGGCCAAAUCCAUUAACAUUUAAGCCCCUGGAGACUGUGGUACGACAACCUCAGGCACAAUCUCUGGCGGAGGAGCUCAGGAGUCUCAACCUAAUACCCGGAGAUGCUCCAGAGUUCUGUUACUCACCGAAAACCGAAAGAAGCGAGCCCAAGAUACCCCUAAUUACUGAGAAAAUCAAGAUACUUUCCGAGGUCCAACCCAAGGAGCCACCACCACAGGGUGGUGUACCCGUCUUUCCACCUCCUCUGGGUCUCCAAACUGUGCAACACGAAAGCACAACCACUAAGGAGGUGAAGGUGGAGUAUGGACAACCAAUUGUGCGCCCUGCGGCGGUGUUAGCCACUCCUGCUCAGCAGAACCCACGCUCACCCUCUCCCAAACCCUCCGCCGAAGGAGUGGCCAUGUCGAGAUUAUGGACACCAACUGGGGUCACUGGUUACACCAGUGAUGUUGAGCAGAAAUCGGAGAAAACAGUAAUCUCCAAGCUGGCCACACCAACUCCAACCAAGGAGCUGAAUGCACCCUUCCUGGUAAAUCAGAUAGUAAAGAGCAUACCAACAACUUCUCCCGUAACGCACUUGGUGAAUGUGGUACUGGAACCAGGGACACCACCAGAGAUUUGCUUUGCGCCCAAGGUAGAAGAAACCCGUCGACGUUCCUUGGUUGAGACCAUGGAGCAGAAACUGGAACAAAAUUUGAUCCAGGGACCCAGCAAGGUCUUGCCGCACUCGGUGCCCACCCUGACACCAAACACCGCACCACCUGUUCAGUCGAAACCUUUGGGUAACACCACUUACAGACCACCGCCUCCAGUUCUACCCACCCGAUUGGGAAUCUACGAAAGCGACUAUGAGAGUGAUCGGUACAAGUAUAGUGGCAGUGAAUCGGAUGUGGAGCCCGGAGUUCGCAAGCAGCCACAACUGACCGCCAUGGAGACCUCCUUUAAGUCCAGUGGCUACACAGCGGAUACUGAGGAGCAUUCUAGCUACCGCAAGUCGGAGUCAAGUUUUUACGAAACCAAGUCAUCGUCCACUAUUGGAAGCGCACCACCGCAAACACAGUUCCCGAAGUUGCAGCCUGAGCCACCGGCACCGAUUUACUUCACGCCAAAGCCACAACCGCAGGUGCAACCACAGGCGCCACCAUCUCAAUCGAAUGUUCACAGUCAGGAGGCGAAGGACUACAAGUACACCUCCUCGAGUAUGACCAGUAACUACUCCCACAACAUGCAGAGCAGCAGCAGUUCCUCCCAUCACGAGACCAAGUUCUCCUCGACGUCAGCACCGCCACCAGUGGUUACCUAUCCUAGUCCUAUUCCUGCCCAGAGGAAAACCCCGGCGGCGGAGUUCAGUGACUACAGCAGUGAGAUUGAUGAACGCUUCCGUUCCGUGUCCCGCACCAAUGAAUCCGAUGCAGAGAUCAAGGGGUACCGAGUGGUCUUUCCACCCACGCCUACUCCUCGCACAAACAUAGCCACCAAUGGCCACAAAUCGCCAGUGGUGGUAAUUACCCCUUCGCCCAUGGAAUUCGAACCGACUCCUCAGGACUACGCUAGGCCCAAAUUUGAACCGAUUGGCAAGGAGAUACGCCAUGAAAUCAAGACGGAGACUAGCUCCAAACAAUCCAAGUUUAUGCAGAACCAACACCAGAGUCAGCCAGUCUUUAAGACAAAACCAGUGGCGGCCAAAUUUAUUGCGGCAACCCAACAACAACAGCAGAAGCAGCCACAGGCCACAGCCCGUCCGACCAUGUACUACAAUGCUGUUGCUGGAGCUCCGAUGCACGUGGCCAAGAUGGCCACCGAAACCAAGAACGUGAUGCAGAUGCACGAGUCCACUGAGAGUUCACAGCGGGUGGUGAAUAUGCAACAGACCAAGAGGGUAAUACACUUUGAUAGUGCGCAGGAGCAGAGGGAUCAGCAGAUCCUGGAACCCAUCCCCUACAGUCCCGCCACCAGUCGUACGCCCUCGAGGCAAUCCCAUCUGCCACCGCCAGCCACGCCCACUAAAUUUGUGCCCGGAGAAUUCCGGGAGAGUGAUUACGAGAGUGAGGUUGAUGGAGCACGCAUCCAACCACUGUGGUCUCCUUACGGCGAUGGUUUGACCAAAGGUUUCAGGCGGGUGGCGCCACCUCAAGGAGCUGGUCGAUCGUGCAGUCUGCCCCGGACCUAUGAAAGGGUCUUGUCUCCCAUGGAAUUCGAUCGAGGUCCUGAGAUGCCCAGCAAGAUCCACGUGGAUAUAAACACUCUGAGGAAAGAGCAACGCGGGGGCAGUACAGUGACAACACAAAAUCGUACGCAAUCCUUGAACAGGAACACCACCAUGAGGAAACAGCAGCAACAUCAGCAACAGCAACAGCAGCAGCAGUCCAUGGAUCAGAUCGACAGGGCCGGAACUCUGCCCCGUUAUGGUUAUGGUUCCCUCCAGCAGCAAGCAGAGAAUCAGGGUCGUCGCAUGGGCUCCACCUUCCUCCAGAAGUCCCAUCAGUUUGUCGACGAUGUUAGCAGGGAGAUCAGAAGCUCCGCUUCGAACGGCAUCCGUCCGGGUUUCAAAAGGGCUCCCAGCGAAGGCAGCAGCCAGCAACCUCAGGCCUUUCGGGAUGAAUCGCGCGUUUCUCAAUACGGAACCAAAUGCGUCGACCCCAAUACCGGUUUGAUAUACUUCAAGUAUGAUUUUGGCUAUGAAUUUGGCAUCCUUUUCCCUGGCGAGGGUCACAAGUUCGUCAGUAGCCAGUGGAACAGCAGUGGCAAUAGCAAUAGCAAUGUCAUGCCAAUCAAAAAUGGACGUCACUCCCCAUAUCCUUUGAAACUUCCCCCUGGAAAUGAGCUGGUGAUUCCCGUUCAGCACGAGAGAACCGCUCAAGGAUACAGUUCAGAUAACGAAGUGCAGCGAAGGAGCCAGACCAGGAAUUGGUCGUCUACCAGGCCAAUGGCACCACGAACAGUCAACAGCCACAAGCGCUAUAGCCUGCCCAGUGGCCACAGCCUUGACAUCCAUCUCGAUCGCCUCCAUGCCCAGGCACCUCGGCUGCCUCCGGAUCAGAUGAUCCGCACAGUGCCGGAGCUGCCCAAUACGGAACCCGUCAAUGCGCAUCUGAAUCGCGAUGAGCUGGCACAAAGGCAGCCAUUAUUCAUAACGCCGCUGAAAGACAUCGCGGUCGGAGUGGGAGGCACGGCGCGCUUCGAGUGCAUUGUACAGGCCCAUCCGCAGCCGCAGGUCAACUGGACGCACAACGGCGGUCUCCUGGAGUCGGGUAGCAGGCACUGCAUCGAGUACCGCAACGGCGUGUGCCGGCUAACUCUGCCGCAGGCCUAUCCGGAUGACAACGGCAGCUAUGCCUGCACCGCCAUAAAUCCUCUGGGAGCGGCCACCACAAGCGGAAAUUUGACCGUUUCGAGCACAAACCGCGGAUUUAGAUACUAAGCGUGUUUAAAUGCAACUAUUAUUAUUAUUUGCUUUAUGAUUUGUUCAAUGCCAAAGUUUCGCCUUAUUGUGUGUAUGUAUUCACUGUGCCCGUUUCACUUUUUCGUUUUGUGGGCUGAUGGACUUACAAAAUGUCGCCCAAAAAUACCCACUAUACAUGCAUACAACAAAGGAAUAUAGUAUUACUUGUGUUUUUGUCGAAAAUGAAAUAAACAAAUAUUUAAACGAAAAGCAA
This is a messenger RNA of Drosophila santomea, 11510 nucleotides long. It is a transcript of the gene zormin, whose product is annotated as muscle M-line assembly protein unc-89. NCBI's taxonomy places the organism in Eukaryota, Metazoa, Arthropoda, Insecta, Diptera, Drosophilidae. The coding region runs from base 299 to 11275 and encodes 3658 amino acids. The record is from RefSeq and is a predicted model, not a curated record. Gene Ontology annotation, molecular function: protein binding. The transcript is spliced from 19 exons.